Molecule: messenger RNA, 2921 nt
Organism: Danaus plexippus (monarch butterfly)
Lineage: Eukaryota; Metazoa; Arthropoda; Insecta; Lepidoptera; Nymphalidae
Gene: mfrn
Product: mitoferrin-1
Exons: 5
Coding region: 235-1233 (332 amino acids)
Biological process (GO): iron import into the mitochondrion
Cellular component (GO): mitochondrial membrane
Molecular function (GO): ferrous iron transmembrane transporter activity
Source: RefSeq, a predicted model, not a curated record
UUUUGUUUUUUAGGUUAUGGCAACCCAUUAUAAGACUGCCGCGCGUGUUAAUCACAUCGCACUUUACGAAAUCAAUUCUGAUAGUUAGUAUUUAAGUUGAAUUCUAAAUUUUAGAUGACUGUGACUAAAAUAUAGAAGUGAAAAUGACAUUGUUGAAUUGGUAAAAAAUUAGUCCCCCUAUCGAAAAGGUGGCAGUGUAUAUUUCGAAUAGAGUGAUAGUAAUAGGUGAUUAUUAUGAACUUUGAGGACUAUGAAACUCUUCCGACCCAGAGCUCCAUCACGCACAUGACCGCCGGCGCGAUCGCGGGGGUGAUGGAGCAUUGCGUAAUGUACCCUCUGGACUCCGUGAAGACGCGGAUGCAGUCUUUACGCUCGGCACACAACGGCAGUAUUAUGGAAACUUUCCGCUACAUGGUGCAGCGCGAGGGGUUCUUCAGACCCAUCCGCGGCAUGUCGGCCGUGGUGAUGGGUGCCGGCCCAGCACACGCCUGCUUCUUCGCCACCUACGAGCAGAGCAAACACACGCUGUCUCAGCUGACGAGGCAUCGGCACGACCACAUCAUACACGGGUUGUCAGGCUGCCUCGCGUCGCUGGUUCACGAUGCCGUCUCCAACCCCACUGAAGUGGUGAAGCAGCGGUUGCAGAUGCUCAAUUCCCCUUACCGUGGAGUAUGGGAAUGCGCGCGCGGCGUGUAUCGCGCCGAGGGUUUCCGCGCCUUCUACCGCUCCUACGGCACACAAGUCGCCAUGAACGUGCCCUUCCAGGCCGUACACCUCGUCACCUACGAGUGGGUCCAGGGGAUCCUCAACCCGCGGCGCUCGUACGAGCCGCGCGCGCACCUCGCGGCGGGCGCGCUGGCCGGAGCCCUGGCCGCUGCCGCCACCACGCCGCUGGAUGUGUGCAAGACGGUCCUCAACACGCAGGAGGGCAGCGCGCGCGCCGAGGGCCUGGCCGCGGCCGCCGCGCUCGUGCUGCGGGCGGGGGGCCUACGUGCCUUCUUCCGCGGCGUCAGAGCUCGCGUGCUCUACCAGAUGCCCGCCGCCGCCAUCUGCUGGCUCACCUACGAGACGCUCAAGCACGCGCUGCUCACCUUCGACCUGGAAGAGAGCGGAGGCUGCGCGGGAGCAGCGGGGCCAGGCGCCAGCGGCGCCGGGGCGGCCGGAGGACCCCUCGCGUGCGCCGCCCUGAGGCUGGCCGCCGCGGACGUGCCCGGACCCCUCACCAGGACGUAGGCCGAGAGUUACUCAGACGGAGGGGGAGCUGCCGCUGACUAAUCACACCGCCCCGAAGUUCUAGAAUUGAUAUUUGAAUCUUAAAGUGUCUCGCAGCAGGAGCGGUGCGUCAGUCAGCGCCCCCUCCCCCUCCUCAGCCGCCGCCCUGUACAUGUACAGUACACCUGUUGUUGUUGUUAAUUAUUUUACAUAUUUUUUUAUCAUUGUUUAUUUCCUCCUACCCGGUCGUCGGUCCGCACGCCGCAGUCGUUGUUCGUGAGACAGUAUUUUUGAUAUGUACGUGUAUCCAAGGUGGAGCCGGCGCGAUCAUUAUCACAAUUUAUUUGAUAUUUAUUGAAAUUAAUAAAAAUAUUUUAGACGAGAACCCGUUUACAAGUGUUCGACACGCCUGCCGCCGGACGUGUCCCGUGUCCUCCCGGUACCCUGUCCCCCGGUGUGCGUGUGUGCGUGCGUGUGUGUGUGUGUGUCUGUGUGGGUUCCCUUCGAGUCCCGUCCUCGGUCCUGGUCAUGUUUCCUCCGGUUGCAGUCCGUCACCCGUCUUCCACAGUACUUAACACACCCCACCCUUGACUGUUAUAUCAUACGAGAUCUUCAGUGGCUUUUGUGAGGUCGUCCGUAUCGAAGUGUGAUGUAUGACCUCUCAUGGAGACGGUGACGUCACUCAGGCCCGCGCCCGCAUCCCUGCGGAGUUCUCUGUGUAGAGAGGCGGUACUCUCCACCCGAGGAUCGCUGGUAGACUGUAAGAGACCAUUCUGAGUGUUGAAAUGUAAAAAUUCUGUAGCGAUUUAUUUUGUACGAUGAAUUAUUAUUAUGUAUGUAAGCACGGUAUGCGAGUGUAACUCCGCUGUGGUCGUCGGAGCUCCGAGCGACCCGCCCGCUGCUCUGGCCGCUGGUCGCCUGGGGUUCGGUUCUCUGUCGUUGGUGUGUGUAACAUUACCGACUUGUCGAUCUAAACACGCGGUCACGAGUGCUGUCUGUAAGCGAGGCUGUGAUUUAUAUUCUUCCUUCCUUAAACAACUGUUUCUGGUAGUCAUUGUGUGUGUGUAGACUGUGUGCCUCUGUGCGUGCGUGUGCGUGUGAGUCACGACCGUCUGAUCAUGUCCACCGCGUCAUUUGCACGCGUACAAACUAGUGUCUAAAAUGAUUAUUUGGAGAAAUAUUCAAGUAGACAAGGUUAUCAUUAAAUAUAUAUAAUUUGCGCAAAAAAAUAAAGGAAUGAACGAUUCUUAACGUUUUAAUGUAGAAGGAUAGACGUUAAGUGGGAGGGUAGUCGGCGGCGUCGAGUCACCGGCGGGGCGUUGCUUGUAUUAUUGACUUAGUUAUAAAGUUAACAUGUGUAUAGUGUACUAUAAAUAAGUAUGAACACAUCACCCGGCGGAUGGAAAACUGGUCGACGGUGCUAGGAGCGUGUACACACACGACACCCACACACACACGCACACACUUGGUGUCUGUGUGUCUGUGUGCGUGACGGCCGGAGCGACUCGAGCGCUCGAGGGGAGCUCGGGAGUGUUUUUAUUGUGUUUGUACAUUGCUUAUAUUUUUUAUUUGUUAUAUUUAUGAGUUUUAUAGAUGAGUGCGAUAAAAAUUAAUUAUAAAGGUUGAAUAAUUGUACAAGACAUGCACCAAGUGAACGUUUGAUAAAAGAAAAAUUCGACAAAAAAAUUGAAUAAACAGUUGGACAAUAA